Messenger RNA from Penicillium daleae, 1152 nucleotides. RefSeq names its product cystathionine gamma-lyase CYS3. Gene Ontology annotation, cellular component: cytoplasm. The record is from RefSeq and is a predicted model, not a curated record. The coding region runs from base 1 to 1152 and encodes 383 amino acids. NCBI's taxonomy places the organism in Eukaryota, Fungi, Ascomycota, Eurotiomycetes, Eurotiales, Aspergillaceae. Gene Ontology annotation, biological process: transsulfuration. The transcript is spliced from 4 exons. Gene Ontology annotation, molecular function: cystathionine gamma-lyase activity; pyridoxal phosphate binding.
AUGGGCUCGACUGAGAACGGACACGCCACUCGCCGGUUUGGCACCCUUGCGGUCCACGCUGGUGCUCCUCACGAUCCCGCCACCGGCGCUGUCAUUGAGUCGAUCUCUCUUUCCACCACCUUCGCCCAGACCAGCGUCGGCAACCCUGUCGGCCUGUACGAGUACACUCGUAGCGCAAACCCCAACCGUGACAACUUUGAGCAAGCCGUCGCUGCUCUCGAGCACGCCAAGUAUGCCCUGGCCUUCUCCUCUGGCUCUGCAGCCACUGCCAACAUCCUCCAAUCCCUCGCCGCUGGCUCGCACGUUAUCUCGGUCUCUGACGUCUACGGUGGCACCCACCGCUACUUCACCAAGGUGGCCGCCGCCCACGGUGUGCACGUCACCUUCACCCCAACCAUCGAGCUACACAUCGAGGACUUGAUCCGCUCCAACGAGACCAAGCUCAUCUGGAUCGAGACCCCCUCCAACCCUACCCUCGGCCUAGUCGACAUCCGCGCUGUGGUCGACAUUGCCCAGCGUCACGGCAUCCUCGUCGUCGUCGAUAACACCUUCAUGAGCCCCUACGUGCAGAACCCGCUCGACCACGGCGCCAACAUCGUCGUCCACUCCGUAACAAAGUAUAUCAACGGCCACUCCGACGUCUGCAUGGGCGUUGCCGCGUUCAACUCCGACGCCCUCAAGGAGCGCCUCUCUUUCCUCCAGAAUGCCAUCGGCGCCAUUCCUUCGCCCUUCGACUGCUGGCUCGCCCACCGCGGUCUGAAGACCCUGCACCUGCGCGCCCGCGAGGCUACCACCAAUGCCACUGCCGUGGCCCUGGCCCUCGAGGCCUCCCCCAUCGCGCUCAAGCAGCACCGCAACGGUAUGGGCGGUGGUAUGCUGAGCUUCCGUAUCAAGGGUGGUCAGGCUGCUGCGCACAACUUCUGCAAGUACACCAAGGUGUUUACCCUCGCUGAGUCUCUGGGUGGCGUUGAGUCGCUCUGCGAGGUCCCCUCGAGCAUGACCCACGCUGGUAUCCCCAAGGACCAGCGUGAGGCUGCUGGUGUGUUUGACGAUCUUGUGCGCCUUAGCUGUGGUGUUGAGGAUGCGGAGGAUCUUACGGCUGAUGUGAUCCAGGCGUUGGAGCUCGCGAUUGCCUCGAACGGUAGCGCAUAA